Molecule: messenger RNA, 6515 nt
Organism: Trichoplusia ni (cabbage looper)
Lineage: Eukaryota; Metazoa; Arthropoda; Insecta; Lepidoptera; Noctuidae
Gene: alpha-Catr
Product: alpha-catulin
Exons: 14
Coding region: 1-2265 (754 amino acids)
Biological process (GO): Rho protein signal transduction; cell adhesion
Molecular function (GO): actin filament binding
Source: RefSeq, a predicted model, not a curated record
AUGGCGGCCGCCGGCCUGCCUGACGUUGACUUCUCACAGAUAAAAACGCGCUCCAUCGAGAGAACCCUGCUCCCCCUCAUAAAGCAGAUCAGCAGUCUGGUGGCAUCGCGCGGCGAGGCGGCGGCCGGCGGCGCGGCCGUGCAGCGGGUGGGCGCCGCCGUGUGCUGCGCCGUCGAGCGCUUCGUGGCCGUGGGCGAGACCAUUGCCGACGACAACCCCGACGUGCGACACAGCAUGGUGCUCGCCUGCAAGGAGGCCAGGGCUGCAGGUCGCGCAAUUGAACGUGUGUGCGCGGGCGCCGACGGCACAGGCAUGGUGUCGGCGGCGCGCGCGCUGCUGGCCGCCGUCACGAGGGUGCUGCUACUCGCAGACAUGGUCGUCGUCCGACAACUACUGCUUGCUAAAGACAAGGUGGCGCGUUCGCUGGACCGUUUGGAGUCAGUGUCGAACUUCGCGGAGUUUGUGCGCGCCUUUACGGAGUUCGGCGGAGGCAUGGUGGAGCUAGCGCGGCUGACGGCGGAGCGGCGGGCGGACCUGCGAGAUGAACGCCGAAGAGCACAAGUAGCCGCCGCCAGGAAUGUUCUCGAACGCUCUACACUUAUGCUCCUCACUUCCUCAAAAACGUGCAUGCGGCACCCCAGCAGCGCGUCGGCGCGGGAGAACCGCGACACCGUGUUCUGUCAGAUGCGUCGAGCCAUGGACCUCAUCCACUACGUCGUGAGAGACGGCCUACCAGGACACGACGACCAGUCACACGAGAUGAAACCUUUCUCGGAUAGUCAUGAACAGGCUGCGCAAUGGGAGGCGGGCACAGCGUUGGGCGCUUUACGAGGCCUGACGGGCCAAGUGAGGACGGCGCGAGCUCGAGGCGGAGCUGACGUCACGAGGAGACGAUCCCUCGCCUCCACACUCCGAGCACUCGUGGAACGCACACACGACUUCACAGACUCCGCGUACACGUCGCACGAACAUCGGCAACGAAUACUUGCACUCGCCGAAAGAAUAGCUUACGAAUUAGAAAGACUAGUCGCCGUCGCCGUGUCUCUGGAAGAACAAGGUGCUACUGGUAGUGCAACGGCACUGGAGAGCGCAUGUACGGGUGCUACGAGUGCUGCCUCCGAUCUUGAACGCGCGUUAGUCGCUGCAGCGCGCGAUCAGGCGCGAGACCUCGCCCCCCUCGCCGACGAGGCGAAGAGGCUUGCCUCCGACCUCGCAUAUAUAGGUAAACAAGCAGCUAGUUCCUGUGGUGAGAGAGAAUCAGAGAGACUGCACAGUAUAGCCAGCCGGCUCCAUGAACAAUUAGAUCACAUAAUAGAGGUUUGCAAACUAUUAAGGCAUAUAGCGAUGUCAGAAACUCUACAAGUGAGUGCGAAGUUUGCAGAAAUAAAUCUUAGAAUAUACGGUCCGCAAGUGGUGACCGCAGCGCGGACGCUGGCCGCGCACCCGGGCAGUACGGCGGCGCGGGAGAACCUGGACGUGUUCGUGGACAUGUGGGCGUGGCUGCUGGCCGACGCCGCGCGCCUGGCCCGCGAGCUGCUCGACCUCACCGACGACCGACCUGAUAAGCAGCAGUACAGUAGUCUGCCAAGGCCUGGAAAACACGGUACGACGAGUAAACCUCUAAAAGCAGUAAGGCUGGAUUCAGAUGAGCAAGCAAAAAUCGCGAAGUCUGGAUUAGAAAUGAAAAUGAUGUCCUCUGAAAUGGAUGCCGAGACUGAAAAAUGGCAAGGUGCAGCUGCUGAUGAAAACAACGACAUUGUGAAGAGGGCAAAAAAUAUGUCUUCCAUGGCCUUCGCUAUGUACCAAUUCACAAAGGGUGAAGGCCGUCUAAACACUACUCAAGACCUCUUCACACAAGCGGAAUAUUUCGCGGAGGAGGCCAAUAGGCUUUAUAAAAUUGUUCGGCAAUUUUCUUAUCAGGUACCUGCAGGAGCAACGAAAAAGGAACUCCUUGAGCAUCUAGAUAAGGUCCCGACGUAUGUCCAGCAGCUACAGUUCACGGUAAAGGAGCCGACGGUCGGGCGGGCAGCCACCUUCAGCAAAGUAGACAACGUGAUACAGGAAACCAAGCAUCUUAUGAAUGUUAUAAGUAAAGUCGUCACAACAUGUUUCGACUGCGCAAACAAGUACAACCUUGACUUCACGGGGCUGACAGCGGGCGGCGCGAGCGCAGGCGGGCGCGGCACGGCGCGGGACGAGGACGCGGGCGGCGGCGGCGGCGGCGACGCCAAGCCGGGGGGGAGCAGCUCCGACACGGCCAUGUGACAGUACGGCAUGGGCCGGCGCGGCAAGGGCGACGCGCGCCGGACCAGGGUCAGCUUCCUCUUGUUUUAAAGACUUUAACGUCUUAAAACAAAACGUCGCCUUAGGUCGGGCGCACCGGCACUACACUCGUACCCAUAAAACUGUACUACGAUGCCCUUAAUAGUUUUAGUGGAUUGAAGGCUUGACAAAUGUGAUUUUUAAUGGCAACUAUUGGCUAUUCGGUUGAUUUCGAAACACAGAUAUUAGGUAUCUAGAUGAAGAAGUUAAUUGAACAGGAAUGAAAUAGGUAAGAAAAAUAUGAUGGUGACACAACGAAUAGCAUUCUGUACAGUUUUAUGAAGUACAAGUUCGGUGCCGGCGCUAUGGACCACACGCAAUAAUGUUUAACUGUAAACAAUGCCUACACGCAGUUAAAUGUCAGUGCGUGUGGUACUAUCACCCCGACAACCCUUGCUGUCAAAUGAUAAUAAUUCGCGAAAAAUUGCGAUUAUUGUAUUGUUUGCAGCAACAUUAGUGAUAAUAAGAUGGACAGUACGAUAUACUAAGUAAGUUUCUGCAGAGCACUUGCGACACACAAAGCGUCUUAUCUAUUCAAAUCUUAGUAUUUUUACUCUUAAUGCUAGCUAGCGAGCGUGCGGACGCGACGCCUUUGGCUGUGGAUCGACAGUAAUAAAUAGUUUAAUAUAAUCAAUUGUUGUUAAAACUGGAGCCUUUAACGUUAACACCACAAUAUUUAAUAUAAAUUUUCUCUAACGUAGAUUUCAGUGCUAAUAUAUUCUAUUAAUAGAGUCGAGUCAUUUACAAAGCUGUUACAGAGUUAUUAUUAUUAAAUGCCUCGAAUAGAACAACUUGUGAUCAAUAAUUAAGAAGAGUGAAAUCGUACAAUAAAUAUAAUACUUGUUACACUUUCAUAAUGUUACACAUUGUUACAAUUAAUACGUAAACAACACAGAGAAGCAUAUUUUUUUAAGUUUCCCUCUCUUAAGCCUUUACAAUAAGUACUUUUAAUCCAACUGUCUCUUACUAUGUACCUACUAACUAUACUUUAGUCGUCCUUACUAUUGUUUACACCUAAGCUACCCACUUCUCUGCGCACCCUCUGCACUGUCCGUAUUCCUGUUGCACUUUACUUUGCGUUGUGCACGUUUGCUUCCUCACUUUCUUUUGGCGUCGAUGGAUUUAUUUUGGAAACAUGCUACUUUACCACAUUAUACUUCAAAACGACACAGUGUUACUCUUGCAUUCGAUGUUAUCGCAUUUUAGUCAUUUCUCCUUCUACGAAUUCGUGUACAUACAUUAGAAUACGGUCAUGUUGACAUUAACGUAUGCAAGUGCCCGUGCGGCGUGUAAACAUUGCAUGAUUGUGAAUCGGAACAAAUAGAUGUGUGUUGCAUGUGUGUACCGUGGUUAAAGUAAUGGAUGUCGUACGUCAUCUUUCCGACGGAGAGGAUGUUUAAAGUUAAGAUGAGGGAAAAUUGACUCUGGUGGUUGCAUCAGCAACUCCCACGUCGCCCAGAAACACAGUGUUAUAUAGACCCAGAACCAGGCAGCGGGCGCAGAAUGCGGGCACUCGCGGGCCCCGCAUGCAUGCCCAUGUGACUGUUGUCGGCUGACAUGCAUGUAGCGCGCAUCGCGGCAUGCUGCAACAUCGCUGAUAGGCUGCUACAAUCAUGACUUACAGCAAUAAUCAACAUAUCAGUUUGUAGGUUUAUACAUCCAGCUGCCUACAGGCGAACGACGAAGUCGUUAUUUAGUGUGUAAGAGCUUUGUUGUUAAUAUUAUAAUAACCGUGCCUAAAUACCGACAGUUCAGUAGACUAUAUUUAUUUACACGAUGAAAAUAUUUAAUAGUACUUAGGUCCAGAGCAGUAGCUUAUAUCAUAUCGUUGUAUAAGUAAAUCAGCAAAUACUACAAAUGGGUAGAUAUUUAUUGCAAUAUUUUCUUAGCCUGAUCAAGGUAAGGGCGUGGAGAUACCUAGGGUAAUGGAAUAGGUAUGUCGUGUAAGUAGUGUGUAAGUGCCCACAGUGUGCCACAUCCCACAGUAUCAGUAGUCCCGCUUAGCCACCGCUCCGACGGCGCCCGCACUGUCUCGCCGGCCCCGGUGCCUGUCUUCUGUGCUCGAGCUCACUCAACACCGGUCUAUAUAACACUUCGCUUGUUUCAUGCAUACUUUUAGCAUUUACUCUUUCUAACUUACUACGUGAGCAAUGUUUGUUGGCUUUCAUAUUCUAGUUAUAUCUAACGAAAUUGUUAUCUAAUACAAUACUGACUACUUUUAACUAAUCUUUAAUCUUGUUUAUUGCCUUCUUAGUUAUUUUAUAGUCCUAAUAUAUUAAUCUAGUUACUUAUUAUAAUGUAUCUUUAAGACAGUUUCAAUUGUAAUACGAAAUGAUUAGAUUAGUCACCCACAAUAUUUAAUAAACUAAUGUAAAGAGCUUGACGAAGCUUUAUAAUGAAGAGUUGUGAAUCGAACAUGUGGCCACGUAACGAUAGAAACAAAGAUUAGCAUAAACUGCUUUGACUGUUAAUAACAAUUAAGUUUAUUAAGGAUUUUCACUAAUUUUAGAGAAGCGACAUUGUUGAUCGAUCGAGGGCAAAAUUGUUUAAAGAGAUUGCUUUCACCUAAAUUUUAAUACAUUGAAGAUUGCAGAUGCUCUAGACUAGUUCUAAUAUAUGAAGCUGGUUUAAUUCAAAGCUAUCUGAAACGUCGCUAAUGCAAUCAUAUUUUGUUCAAAGAAUUGUGCCAAACAAUUCUGCAUCUAGCAUGGUUUUGGGGAUGAAAGUGUUCAUUAAACUAGACAUUGUCGGAAACAUUAAAGAGCUAGAUAACAUUAUGUGGGAGAAGACCUCCGUAGCAGUGCAAUUAACAGUCACUGCAUCUUCAUGGUCAUUUCAUGGUAUAAAUUGAACGAAUACAUGGUAUAAUUUAUGAAUCGCUUAUAGUAUCAUCGGAUAACGUAUAUUGUAGGUCGUGAAUACAAUAGCUGUGCCAUUGUGCCUCCUCGCGUAGAAUAGUACCAGCGUAGCAAGGGCGGUUAGCCGGGUAGCACCAACACAAAACAUAUUCCGCGUGAAUUGUUUCAUUUGUCAAACAAUAAUAGUGAGCUACACAAUAAUUGACAAUCAUCAUUAACGAUAUCAUAAUUUAUUGAAUAGUAUAUAAGUAGAGUUUAGCGAUACAGUGAUUUGUGAUAUUACAAGAUACUUAUCGAGAUUUAGUACAACGUCCUUUAAUUUCAAAGUUUUUAUAGUAAUUAACUUUAGUAACACGAAUGAACACCAAAAUAGUUAAGAUAAAUAUAGACAAGGUAUAUAGUUCGGAACAUUGCCGAGAGGACAUUAGAGAAUCUUCUAUUUUAAUUAGAUUAGUAGGCAACAUCCGCUGAAACCAACUGCCUAUAUGCGAAUCAUCACAUAGCAGCUGAUGACACAUUGGUUCAAGCGCAGUUCAAUUAGUUAGUAAAAAUUAUGGCCUGUGGAAUAAUAUCACCUACCUCGAUGCUGAGCAAUCUAACGCAAAGAUACAACUUAGGAGUAAGAUAAAUUAUAAUAUAAAACGAUUUCUUUGCACUUAUCAUGCGUAGAAUCAUUACUAGUGGCUGAGUUUAUGUUACAAAGUUAAUAAAUAAAUCCUAAUAAAAAGUGAGCUUCCGUGAGUUGAAUGCCUAAUAGACGAGUCCUUGUCACGCGUUAUUUGUAUGACGCAACACAAUUGCAAUAAAUAGAACAUAUUAUAUUAAUCCUACAUAAUAAGUCUAAUAACACACAUAAAAUGAUGUGCAAAGUAAAUUAUAUUAACUACAUAUAUUUUCUAUUAAUCUCUUACAUGUAAUGUGUAAAUUGAUUACCAUGAAGGAGUAAAACCCCGAUUAAUAAUAGAUAAUGUAAAUAAAUUAAUUUUGAUAGAAUUUAAUUCAGUGAAGAUGUCUUAGUUAAAUCACGUAUUAUCGAAUACUUUAAAACAACUUAAUGUUACUUUGUGUAUAAAGAUUUUAUUGUCGAUAAACUGUUGUGAUUGUUAUAAUAUAUUUGAAGUUGCAUUUUCAUUAUUAUAAGUAGAAGUAUAUUUUCCAUAGUGCUGCCAAAGAUAUUUAAUAAUAUAUCUAGAUGUAGUAAUAUUGUUUACAUAACAGAUAUUUUGAGGUUGUUCGUGAAUUUAUGGAUUGUAUUUUGAUGUGGUCGACGAAUGUAAUAACACUGUGUACGUGAUCUAUUACAUCACCAAAUAAAAGGAGAAUUCAUACGAGAAA